UGCAAGGAUCGUUCCUGCCGGAAUUUAUCGUUAAAAAGACUGGUCUUUUGUGAGUGGCUAUGGUUUCCAGAGCCCAAAACCUUCAAAUGCUAUCUUUCCACUACUCUGUCUCACUUCAUAACAACCCGCCGUCUCUCCUUGUCCACCGCCCUCUGGCUUUCGAUGGUAAAGCCAGCGUCUUUAGUCAUUUGAUUGCACAUAGUAGCGAUGCGAUUCACAUGAGAAGAAGAAGAAAAAUGGCACAUUCUUGUGCUGUUUAUGCAGUCAAUGAGAGGGAUUCAGAACAACAGUUUGAGGUAGACCCAGUUAAGGCCAGAGAAGCCCUUCAAGAGCUCGACCAGCAGCUCCAAAUACUCUCCAAGAAACAAGUCUCCCCUCCAAAGAUAAGGGCUUCGGAUGUGAAACUCACAAGAGAAGAAGGAACAACACAAGAAAUGACAUUAUUAUCAGGAUCCUUUCAAGCCUACAUAGCUGGUGCUCUCAUUCUUUUCACAAUCUUCUAUAAUGUCCUAUUUUAUACAGUAAUACAACCAUCCAUAGAUGGACAAGAAUAUUCUCCAGACAGUGUCGAGGAAACGGCAUCUCCAUCUCCAAGCAGCAGUUUGAGAGUUAUGAAAACCAAUCCCAGAAGUUGAAGUAGCGAUUACUCGUGGAAAGAACUUGAAAAGGCAGGUUUUGGUUCACUUGUUAUGGCCUAUAUGGAAGCAAGCAAAUGACAAUAACUCUGCUUUAAUCAUGUCAAUAUAUAAGCCAAGUGAGUUUUGUUUUCAGAAAGAAGAUGUUACCAGUCUUGGUCAGAGCUGAAAUUGCAUUUUCUUUUUCAUAUUCAUGGAAAUUAAUUUUGGACCUGAAUUCAAUGGCUUGUAGUGCAUGUAAUAGUUUUAUAAUUAGUCAACACUAUUUUGACAAGUUUUGGUUGACAAGUGUUUGUAUAAUUGUAUUUAUUUUAGAGUCUGUUACUAAACUAGUUAACAAUACCCAUGUUGAAAUAAGGAAGAUUGUGUUCAACUCAA
Messenger RNA from Tripterygium wilfordii, 1013 nucleotides. RefSeq lists its product as uncharacterized. The record is from RefSeq and is a predicted model, not a curated record. The coding region runs from base 60 to 635 and encodes 191 amino acids. NCBI's taxonomy places the organism in Eukaryota, Viridiplantae, Streptophyta, Magnoliopsida, Celastrales, Celastraceae. The transcript has 2 exons.